Messenger RNA from Labrus bergylta (ballan wrasse), 1719 nucleotides. Lineage: Eukaryota; Metazoa; Chordata; Actinopteri; Labriformes; Labridae. The record is from RefSeq and is a predicted model, not a curated record.
UUAAACGGAGGAGAAAGCACCAUGAGAGGUAAAUACUUUCUCCUCGGCUUCUUGGUGCUCAAACUUAUGGCUCUUGUCUGCAAGGCUGACGGGGAGCCGGGGCUGCUCGGAGGAUUCGUAAUGAUCGCCACCUCCAACGGCUCCAGGGAAGAGGAGACCGUGUCCGAGGAGACGCCGCACACGGAAGACAGAUGCCGGGGAUACUACGACGUGAUGGGCCAGUGGGACCCGCCGUUCAUCUGCAAAACCGGGAAUUAUCUGUACUGCUGCGGCACCUGUGGCUUCCGCUUCUGCUGCUCCUACAAACACUCGCGGCUGGACCAGAGCACCUGCAAAAAUUACGACACCCCGGUUUGGAUGAAGACAGGGCAGACUCCCUACAAAAAGAUGAACAAGCUGCACGACAGCACCAAAGACAAGACGAACUUAAUUGUUUACAUCAUUUGUGGAGUAGUGGCCAUAAUGGCUCUUGUGGGGAUUUUCACCAAACUGGGGCUGGAAAAGGCGCACCGGCCCCAGAGAGAGAACAUGUCCAGGGCCGUAGCCAGCGUGCUGCAGGGCGGGUGUCCAGGCGAGCAGUUUCGGGGGGAGGAGGCCCUCGGGAUGCAUUCGCAGCACUUUGUUUCCAGGGCCACAAACCUCCAGGGGGGUCAGAUCAACAACAACGUGGGACCGGGCUCAAACAUGGGCCAACAGCACCCGUACCCUGCCCUCAACCAGCUGGCUCACGUCUACGAACAGCAGCAACAACAGCAGCAACAGCAGCAGCAGCAGCAAAACAAGGACAUCAACAAGUACGCCUCCCUGAAGGCUGUGGCUGCCAAGUACAACGGUGAAAUCUACAAGCGUCGGCUGAUGGUGGAGCUGCCAACCAAGGGCGGGCUUCCUCUCCAGCCCAUGGGCAACUCAAGACCCACCAUGGGCAACAUGCCAUUAAUGUCUCCACAGAUGACUUCAAACAUGGCUUCUAACCCAAUGACCUCAAACCCCAUGAACCCCACCAUCACUCAGAUGUCCUCCAUGACACCAAUGACAUCCAUGAUACCUAUGACCUCGAUGACACCCAUGACCUCCAUGACUCCCAUGACAUCCCUUACUCCAAUGUCCUCCAUGACCCCAAUGACCUCCCUUGGUCCACUGACUCCUGAGCCAGUGGCCACCUAUGUCACUGAGAUGCCCAGGGUCUCAACUUUGCCAUCAGAACGGCACUUAGCUGGUGGAGGGGGAGGGGGAGGAGGAGGAGGAGGACUCAAGUUGAAUGGCCAGAAACACAAAGGCAGCCAUGGCCACAUUGCCCACAGCUCCCAUAGCUCUCACAGCUCUCACACUUACACUCACACUCAUGGCCACAGUAGCAAGCCGCCAGGACAUGGAGCUACCUCCCUGGCUCACAUGGCGGGGACUAUGCCAGGUGGCACAUCCCUGGGUAUCUCCAGGACGGCCAACGCCCCCAUUGGCGCAAGCUCGGCUACAAUGGGUCGCCCAUUGGCGUACAGCUCCAACACAAUCGCGACCGGUCAUGGUAUGGGGCUAGGGCUAAAGGGUUGGGAUGGGACUGAGACAGUGGGCCGAAGGAAGACUUACGGGCACAAGAGGCCUCAGUGCACUGUGCUGGAGCCCAACCAGCUUCAUGGCACCAGAGUCCAAAGCCACAGCCAACACUUCCUCCCCACACAGCCCUACUUUGUUACCAACAGCAAGACAGAGGUGACUGUGUGA